Polypterus senegalus (gray bichir) is the source of this 3248-nucleotide messenger RNA. It is a transcript of the gene rapgefl1, whose product is annotated as Rap guanine nucleotide exchange factor (GEF)-like 1. Gene Ontology annotation, cellular component: plasma membrane. The transcript is spliced from 15 exons. The record is from RefSeq and is a predicted model, not a curated record. Gene Ontology annotation, biological process: positive regulation of GTPase activity; Ras protein signal transduction. Bases 539 to 2488 code for a protein of 649 amino acids. Gene Ontology annotation, molecular function: guanyl-nucleotide exchange factor activity. Lineage: Eukaryota; Metazoa; Chordata; Cladistia; Polypteriformes; Polypteridae.
CGUCUGAUCACAACAGAGCAGUGCGGUCCGACUGACGAGCUGAGCGGAGCCGAGUCGUACGGAGCAGGAGGCACCUGCGGGAAGACGUUCUGACUGGACCCGCUUCCCUCUCCGCAUCGCUCGUUUAGCCGUCGCUUACGUUCUUUUUUUAUUUAUUUUUAAAAUCGCGCCUUCCUGGUGGCUCCGAGCAGGGAAGCAGUGAGACAAUACGCUGUCUUUUUUCCCCAUUUUUAUUUGGAAGAUGGUGACUCGGGUGGAGGAACCCACGCGUGGGGCCGCCGAGGAGGCUCAAGGUGCGGCGGUGCAUCCCAGCGGCCGUCCCUUCGUCUGUUAGCUCUGUUUUUACCUCGCCAGCUUCUUCUUUUCCCAUUUUUUAUUUUAUCGCUCGUCUCGUGUGUUUUUUUUUUUCCAUUUCUGUCAUUUGUGGAUUGCAGUUUCCGAUUAUCUCGCCCUGCACCCAUGGGAGCCGAGAAGACGCCGUCUCCCCUGUGAAGUGUCCGCAGCCUAGCCCGUCACCCUAAGCCCUGCACUUUGGACGAUGCCGGCGGGCAUGAAGCCGCUCGAGAAGUUCCUGAAGAAGCAGACGUCGGCGCUGAGCCGUGCUGGCGGCUUUGGGGAGAAGGGACCUGCGGGCUCCCGGCGACGAUCCAGCGUGUCUCGCGUGCUGCCGUUUCUGCGGGACCUGUCCCCCGAGUCUGGCGCCCCCCGGGAAAUCUUCAGCCCCGAAGCCGAGGAGCCCCCCUGCUGGCCCCCCGCCGCGGCGGAUACCAGGAGCCCCUCGCUCUCCAGUGACGAACAGAGCUCGGAGGGCUGCGUGGAGCCCCCCUGGGCACCGCUGCCCCCCGACACCCCCGAGAACGUCAUGCUGGCACUCCUGGACAGUGUAGCGGGCAGCCGGAGACAAGGAGGCGGCGGUGGCAGCGGCGGCAGCGGUGGAGUAGGCGGCGGUGGGAGCAGCGGAGGAGGAGGAGGAGGCGGCAGCAGCAGCGGCGUCAGCAGCGCAGAAAUCCUCCUGGAUGACGUGAUGCUCACUCACCCCAUCUUCCUUCCCGCCGACAAGUUCCAGCAAGUCCUCCUCCAACAAUUCCACGUGGACAAAAAGGAAGCCAACGGCUGGGGCGCAUGGGACAGCAGCGACAGAAAGAGGGCAGUGCUGAGCGUCACCUUCCGCUAUCUGGACAUGUACCGCGAGCUGCUGCAGGAGGAGGGCGAGCGUUCCCGGGCAUUUCCCAAGGAACUGUAUGUGCUGGCAGCACAGGAACUGAGCCGCUACCCUGAGCUGGUGGAGGAGGUCCUGAAGCUGCAGCGGUGGUCCGAGAUCAUGGAGGAACAGGUGGUGGAGGACAGUGACAGCAAGAAGAGGCAGGUGCGUCCACUGUUCCGGCACUUUCGCCGCAUCGAUGCCUGCCUACAGCCCCGCGAGGCCUUCCGAGGAUCCGACGAGAUCUUUUGCCGUGUUUAUACUCCGGACCACUCCUACGUGACCAUCCGCAGCCGACUGUCCUCCACCGUCGAGGAGAUCCUGGCCCAGGUGGCGGAGAAGCUGCAGUUUUCGGAGGAGCAGGACAGCCAGCACGGCGCUCUGGUGCUGGUCGCAGUCACGUCAUCCGGAGAGAAAAUCAUGUUCCGGCCGAGCGACGACUCGGUGUUCACCACCCUGGGAGUCAACACCCACCUGUUUGCCUGCGAGCCUGCUGAACUGGACACACUGCUCCCCCUGCCAGAAGAAGGGUACUGGACUCCGGGGGACAGUAAGUUGCACGACAUGAGUGCCGAGGAGGUGGCCGUUCAGCUGGUGGCAUUUGACUGGGAGCUCUUCAGCUGUGUACAUGAGGUGGAGUUCAUCCGCUACGUUUUCCGAGGUGAGGAAGCCCGCUGGCGGCCUCUCAACCUGGAGCUGGUGUUGCAGCGCUGCAGCGAGGUACAGCACUGGGUCUGCACCGAGAUCCUUCAGUGCCAGUCACUGCCCAAAAGAAUUCAGCUGCUCAGGAAGUUCGUCAAGAUCGCUGCCCUGUGUAAACAGCACCAGGAUUUGCUGACGUUCUUCUCCGUGGUGCUCGGACUGGGCAACCCGGCCAUCAGUCGCUUGAGGCUGACCUGGGAGGGGCUGCCCGGGAAGUUCAAGAAGCAAUUCCAGCAGUUUGAGAGCAUUGUGGACCCCUCUCGGAACCACAAGGCCUACCGGGAUUUGCUAUCCAGCCUGCGACCCCCUGCCAUUCCCUUCACCCCUCUGCUGCUCAAAGACCUGACGUUCCUGCAUGAAAGCAGCAAGACCUUCCAUGAUGGCUUGGUCAACUUUGAGAAAAUGCACAAAGUGGCAGAAAUGGUGCGAACGAUCCGAAGAUACAGGAGCGUCCAGCCAAAUCUGGACUCGGAGUCGUCGCCGUCUCAUUUGCAGACGAAGGCCUAUGUGCGACAGCUGCAGGUCAUUGAUAACCAGAAUUUGCUGUUCACCAUGUCGUGCAAACUGGAGCCCAAAGACGCUUGAAUCACAUCAGGGUUCUCACUGGAGUAUUUAUUACGGUUAUUUCGGUUUGAGUUUAUUUGAUUUUGCUCUUUGCCUGUCUGUGAAUUGAAAACUAGACAGCUUUGUUUCCACAGGGUGGAAUUCCCCCACAGAGUGGAUCUCUCCCCCCAAGCCCUAAACUGUGGUGGUCCCACAUGUAUAAGGAGACCCCCCAGAAGGCCCCCUUGUACAUUCGCCCGCACUUAGCAACCGCCAUAGUGACCCAGCAGCUGGUGGGGUUGUGUGGGGGUGAUUGGUGGUUGGGGGUCCUUUAGGCCUUGUGGGGCAGUCUAUGUUAAUGCCAGUGUGCUUUUUGCUCUCUUCAUUGUUAGCCCCACCCCCUGUAUUAUAGUCAUGUAAAUAUGUAAAUAAAAUCAAAGAUGGAGUCUUUAUUUUAUGUAUGAAAAGAUGGUAUAUAAAGUGAUUUUUGUAAAAUUACGUUUUGAUAACAAGUGGCUAAAAAUAUUGAAGAUGUAAAUAUUAAUGCUGUAAUAUGCUUGAAGUGGAUGCCUUUAAAUAUUCAACUGUUAUUGUUUUUGGUUCGUUUUUUUUUUUUUUUAUUUUGUUUACUGGUCAUUUUAGACAUUGAAGUGGGACAAUCAGUCGGACGUGAGGGCGGAGGAGGGCAGGCCAUGGGCUCACGGAGUUGGCACCUCUUUACCUUUCAUUCAGAUCUCGUCCUCCUCCUCCUCCUCCGCUCCUUCCACACGGGUUUUAAUAAAGACAAAAUGUCGAGUCCAAA